Procambarus clarkii (red swamp crayfish) is the source of this 2163-nucleotide messenger RNA. Its product is annotated as cell growth-regulating nucleolar protein. Gene Ontology annotation, biological process: negative regulation of transcription by RNA polymerase II; rRNA processing. Gene Ontology annotation, molecular function: DNA binding. Gene Ontology annotation, cellular component: nucleolus. The record is from RefSeq and is a predicted model, not a curated record. Lineage: Eukaryota; Metazoa; Arthropoda; Malacostraca; Decapoda; Cambaridae.
UUGGAUCUGGCAACAGUGAGUCCCUGUGAGAGACCCUCCACGGCUCCUCCAAGACCCUCCACGUGCCGCUCCUCUAAGACCCUCCACGGCUCUUCCAAGACCUUCCACAGCUCCUCUAAGACCCUCCACAGCUCCUCCAAGACCUUCCACGGCUCCUCUAAGACCUUCCACAGCUCCUCUAAGACCCUCCACAGCUCCUCUAAGACCUUCCACAGCUCCUCCAAGACCCUCCACGUGCGACUCUCACCAUAUAGACCGAGGAAAGUGAAAUUGGGAGACGAUGGUUUUCUUCGUGUGUUCAUCUUGUGGGUCGAGCCUGAAGAAAAACCAAGUGGAGAAGCACUGGCUCACCAAGUGUCGGCAUAAUAAACAUGUCUCGUGUAUGGACUGCAGCAAGGACUUCCGGGGACAGGAGUAUGCUGAUCAUGUGAAGUGUGUAACUGAGGAUCAGAAAUAUGGUGGGAGUCAGUAUGUGGCCAAAGAAAUGAAAGGUGAAAAAAAACAGGAGGCAUGGAUAGCCAAAAUAAAGGAACAAGUUGCCAACACGCACAACAUGGAGCCACAGCUGAAGGAACUCCUUGAUCGCAUCACUACCUUCUCAAACAUCCCUCGCAAAAAGGAAAAGUUUGUGAGAUUUCUGAACAAUAGUGCUCGGGUCCGUCACAGUCAUAUUGUAGAUAAGGCUUGGGAGGUCUUUGAGGCUGCUAGCAAAAAUAACAAGAGCAACACCCCGAGUCAGAAUGGUGAGGCACAGCCAGCCGAUGACCCUGCAGUGGCAACACUAAAUGGCAGUGAUUGUCCUGAUGUUACAGCACAAGAUAAUAAAUCAAGCAUGAGCAAGAAGGAAAAAAAGAUGGAACGGCAGAAAAAGCAAGGAAAAAAGGAAAAGAAGGAUAGAACUUCAGAGAGCACUGAAGUAGUUGAAAAACCAUCAAAGAGAAAACUUGAGGACAAAAGUAUUAAUGAAGCAGGGGAGUCCAAGAAGAGAAAAAAACACCCUGAACAAGCAGAGGCAACAUCUGAAGAUUGCCAAGAGAAACAGAAAAAGAAAAAGAGAAAACAUUGUGAUGAAGAUGAAGAUCUCUCACUGAAUGAGAAUCACUCUCAAAAUCAUAAUGGUGAUGCUAACACAGUGAACGGUAGUGUGGGAGAGACGCCUGGGUUCAAGUGGAAGGUUGCAAUUUCACAGGUGCUCCAAGAUGCUCCCGAAAAGGGAAUGAAAAUGACAAAACUUCAAAGAAAAAUACUAUCUCUGUAUUUUACUGCUAAUAGUGGGUCUUCUCACGUGAAAUCGGAGAAUGAAGUAGCCGCUAUGCUGAAAAAUAAAUUGAAAAAAAGAAAUGACAAGUACAUUGUAUGCAAGGAUCGAGUUAAGCUGAGGACUCCUUGAUGUUAACUAGGGCAUUAAUUGGUUUAUCUUGAAUGUGGGUUUUAGUUAACUGUACUAUGAUUAUUUUGGACUUUUUCAGCAAAUACAAGACUGGUGUAAAAAUAGAUAAAUGUUAUGAAAGCCCAAGGAAUAAGGAAGAAUAAUGCUCUGUUGAUCUAUUCAACAUAAAAAAUGAUAACAUUUAUUUAGAGAAAAAUCAUGUAAUUGUGAUUCCUUUAGUUUUUAAAUUAUGAUUAUUUAUAUCCAUAAUAACAGGAGAUAGCAAUUUUAAAACAUAUACAUGGUUCUCGGUUCACGAGUUGUAUAUGGAAAGUAGCAAAUUACCUAGAUCGGUCGUUGUGUGCACCGCGUGACCACACAUUCCAGCAUUGGGCUCGGAGCUUGUAUCACUCCACCACAGUAAUAAUAAUAAUAAUAAUAGUAAUAGUAAGCCAGGUUCAGUAUUAUGGAGGAGUAUAGGAAGAAUAACAAAUGUUGAAACGGCUACACAGUAGAGUAUAGUUGUAUAUAUCAAAAAUAUUUUUCUAUUGACUUAGUGUACUGUUCUGUAUAUAAGUUUAAAUGUAUUUUUGAGUACAGGUUAACUUUGCCAUAUAUAGUAUGCCAUCUCUAUUGACAUGAUGGAGUAUCCUUUAAUAGACAAUAGCUUUGCUUUUUUUACAUUUGACACCAUAGUCUUUUGCUGUGAAAUAAUAUUGUGUGGUAUAAAUGUAGUUUCAUAUUUUUGAUGACCUUUUUUUGAUUCAUUAUUUAUAAAAGUGAGUUGAAUGCAA